GGCUGCACAUGCGCAGUGUCUAACUUUCACAGUAAUGGCGACAUGUGCUCAAAACAAUUGUUGAUAAAAAGUUGUGCCUAUUUCCUCCUUUUCCACUAGCUUUUGACCUCUAAUUAAGUAUCGCAAAUAAAAUUGCCAUUUGUCCAGACUAUUCUUACAAUCUACAGAAGCUGACACUUUGAAAAAUGACUGUGAAAAUAAGACAAACGGUUGGACAACGUGGCUGAAGUCCAAGAAAAUUGCGCAAGUGCGACAUAUUCCAGGGAAUUUGCUCUCUGUACUUCAAUUUGUUUGUUUAACCGUUUACUGAAGUUGUGUGUAACGAUGUAUUAACUAUUUAAGCAACUGCCUUUGUUAGAAGGUAUCUGAUGAAGGCAAAAAUAAAGGUUGGUUUGUAUAUUGUACAGCAGUCUGUUUCAUUUUCACUUGGACACAAGUGUUGAUUCUGUUUGAAAGUAAACAUUCAUAUAGUGUAGCAAUAUGUCUACAGCUAUGACAUCGGUAUCACAGGACGAAACUGAAAAGUUUCAGUCCAAAGGUUCUGAUUCAAAUGUAAGUGAACAACCACCGAUUGAAAAUGUGUGGGCAAAAAGAACGCUUGAGAAACAAUUAUCGGCAAAUUCAAUUCAACAAAAGACAGGAAAUGAAGAAUCAGGUGAAGUUAAAGCAUCUCAAGAAAAGACUGAAGAUGAUGAGUUUCAGGAAGUAAGGAAUAGAAAAGACAAAAAAGAUGAACGUAAAGAUGACAAAAGUACUAGAAAAAAUGAGAAAAAAGACUUUGAUAAGAAAGAGACAGAAAAGAAAGAGAAGAAAACUGAAAAAGAAGAGAAAAAAGAAGAAAUAGUUAAGAAGUUUGAUAAUGUGAACUAUGUUGAAGCGCCAUUGCCAAAGACAAACCCAUGGGGUGUAGCUAAGUCUUCUCCAGUUGUCCCAAGUCAGAGCCAGAGCUCUGAAGCAGCUGUGCCAGUGCAGAAGGUUGCCAAGGUGGCAGAAACAACAACAAGCACUCCAGUGGAGACUAAAGACACUAUCACAAAUGCUGUCAGCAAACAAACCAAGGAUACUGCAGCAUUGAGUGACGAGAACUGGCCAGCUCUCUGUGAAGUUACAGAAGUCACAUCUCCAUCAGUCAACAACAAAAAACCUCAAAUGAAACCAGAACCCAGUCCAGCAAUUACCACAAACAAUAACCAGUCCAAUAGUGACUCUGGGGGAGAUGACUCCUCCAAAGAAAAUAAAGAGAAUGCCUCCUCAAAUGAUGAAGGACAGAGAACACCAAAAAGAAAAGGCUUGAAACAAAAAUGGGUUCCUAUGAAUAUAGACCACAAAUCUGGAAGAAACCGAAGGAGUCGGAGUGCUGGACGUGCUCCACGUCCUAAUUCUGCCAUGGUGGAUAAAAAUAUUGACAGAAAUAGACCAGAGAGAAAUAGAGACAGAUUUGGUUCUGAAUCUGAUAACUGGAGAAAAGAUAUGCGACUACCGAGUCCCAGAGGUCAUGUUAGACGUGGAGGAAGAGGAGGUGGUGUGAUGAGGGGCAGAGGGCGUGGUGGGGGUCGAGGAAGAGGCAACAGAAUGGAUGCUGAAAGUUUAACAGGUCCAAACAUGCACUAUGCAGCCCCAGACUUCAGCGAUCCAUCGUUGCUUGGUGGUCCAAUGUUGGGAGGUAUUGGAGGAGCAGUCUUCUUCAAUGUACCCUACCUGGAUGAUGCCACAGUCAAAGAUUAUGUGAAAAAACAAAUUGAGUAUUACUUCAGCACAGAGAAUCUUCAGCGAGACUUUUUCCUUCGACGUAAGAUGCAAAAAGGUGGCUGGAUUCCAAUAAGUCUUGUAGCAAGUUUCCACAGAGUACAGGCUCUUACACAGAAUGUUGCUUUGAUUAUUAAAGCAUGUGCUGAAAGUGAGAACUUGGAGCUAUCAGAAGAUAGAACACGGGUACGAGGGAAGAAUGAUCCAGAUAAAUGGCCUUUAGAAGAUGCUGUACCAGUGAAUCCAGCAUCGCCUGGUGCUUCGUCAACCUUGCAUGCUGAUGUACCAGAGUUUGUUCCGGGAAAAUUACAUGCAGAUGUUCCAGAAUUUGUUCCUGGAAAGAUGUAUACAUUACAACCCCAUCAUGAUAAUGAGCAGCAUGAUGAGGGUAAGACUGGAGACAGCCUCGAAGAUUUCUAUGCUCCGGUCCUCUCUUCAAGUGCACCUGAACUGCAGGGUGAGUGGACAGAGGUUAAAAAGCGAGCCAAAGAAAAGAAAGAGAAAAAGAAGAAAAAGGAGAACAAAAGUCAGACAGGAGAUGAGCAGGAAGAACUAGACUUUAUGUUUGAUGAGGAAAUAGAGCAGCUGGAGGGUGUAGGACGUAGAAAUAACUUCACUGAAUGGUCUGACGAUGAAGAAGACGAUUACGAGAUUCCAGACAGCGAGAUCAACAAGAUAUUAAUAGUAACACAGACACCGCCUGCGAUGCGUAAACAUCCUGGUGGAGACAGGACGGGAGAUCACACACCAAGAUCUAAAAUCACCGCGGAGAUGACAAAGCUUAUAAAUGAUGGACUGUAUUACUAUGAGCAAGAUCUGUGGGAUGAUAGUGAUUUGAUGGUGGGUAUCCAGUCUACCAUUGCAGGAAAGAUUUCGCAGCAAGAUUUCGAGACAUUUAAGACUGUGAAUGUGAUAUCAAAAGAGACAUUUGAGCAGAUAGUACCGCAGGACAAGGUGGAGAACCAGGAAGUGCCCCCUCCUCCACCUACUGUUGUUACACCAUCUGAAACUGUGAAAGUUCCAAGUCCGAGAACCACACAAGCAGAAGAUGUGGUUGCAAAAUCACUGCCAACAUACGUACCUAACACUCCAGGUAGGAGGGAUCACGGCCCUCGUACACCUCGACAGCGCAAUGACUCAGAAAAAGUCCGAUUUUAUCCAGUCACUAAAGACUCAACAAAACCGCCUGACCCACAGACACCAAGAAAGCGCAAAACAAAACACAGUAACAACCCUCCGGUAGAGGGUCAUGUAGGCUGGGUGAUGGACUAUAAAGAACAUCGUCCUCCACGAUCCAGGAAUAACUCUUCGUCUUACAGUGAAUGUGAAAUGGCUUCAAGCUAUGGAUCAUAUGGCAGUUAUAGCAGCACUCCACAUGCAUUCCCGAACUUCCAGCACCCGUCACACGAGCUUCUCAGUGAGAACGGUUUUGUGUGGCAUGUCUAUCACAAAUACCAUGCUAAAUGCAUGAAAGAACGGAAAAAGGUUGGAGUUGGUUUAUCUCAAGAGAUGAACACAUUGUUCAGAUUUUGGUCAUUCUUUCUGCGACAGCAUUUUAACAAGAAGAUGUACACUGAAUUUAAAACAUUAGCAGUAGAAGACUCUACAGAAGGACACAGAUAUGGUGUUGAGUGUCUAUUUCGGUUUUUUAGCUAUGGAUUAGAGAAGAGAUUUCGACAAGAUUUAUUUAAAGAUUUCCAGGAAGAAGUUAUACGAGACUAUGAGUUUGGCCAGCUAUAUGGUUUAGAGAAAUUCUGGGCAUUUUUGAAGUACUCCAGAAAGCAUGUUGAUGUGGAUCCUAAACUUAAACAGUGGCUUAGUAAAUACAAAAGGCUGGAAGACUUCCGAGUAGAUUCUGUAGAAGAGGAUACACAUAUAGUACACCACUCCAGUCUUUCAUCAACUGGCCAUAAAGUGCGUCAUAGCUCAGGGCAGAGUUCUGGCCAAUCAAAACCCUCCCAUUCUAAGUCUAACCAAUCACAUGCCAGAAGUGGAAGCCAACCGCAGCAGGCCUCUCAUGGCAAAAACAAUUCUAGCCAAUCACAGCAAGGUUCACACAGUAAAAGUUCAGAUAACUCUAAAACUAGCCAUUCAACUGCUGGAAAUAAAAGUGGUGAUAAUAAAUCUGGCCAAUCAGGAAGGAGGAGGACAUAUUCAAACCAGUCACACCCUAAAGGAGCUUCAAGCACUUCACACCAGACAAAAGGAGCUAGCCAGUCUGAAAACAAGACACAAGAACCUGCACAGAGUGGUACCCAGUCAGAAAAAGCAGACAAAAAACCUGAUGGACAGGCAAAAAAAGUUGAUUCUUCGAAAAAAAGUAGUGCAGAGAAAGACAAAAAGUAAUUUAGCUGAAGAGAAAAUCAGAAAAAAUGAAUGUAAAACCCCAAGAAGUGGAAAAAAAGACAUAUUAAUGAAAUAUGGUGAUGAAUAUAUAAAUUUUAAUGGCAAACUUGUCGAGGGUUUAAAAUGAAAGAAAUUCUGUGAUAGGACAAGCCAUAACAGACAUUGAAAAAAUAAACAGAAGAGACGAACUGAAUGGAAGCAUUAACCUCCUGUUGUUCUUGUUUGUUGUUUACUAACACUUAUUUUCUUAUCUUGAUGAAAUAACUGAUAAAACUAAUUAUGUUUUUGGCAUUUUGUCACGUUUCAGAUAUAAAAUUGUAAGGAUCUUUUGAGAUAGUAAGUUUUUAGGGGCAAUGAAUGAAGAACAGAAGACUUUAAGAUUUGUAUUACUGCAUAUCUUAUAAUAAGUUAAAUUGUUGAUUUCCCAUUAAGCCACUGAAGUUUUAUAUUAAUGACAUUAAAUCAUCACUGGAAUUCAGUGUAUGGUUUGCCCAAAACAUGACAAUUUAGAACUGUAAUAAGCUACUUUCUACGAAGGUUAGUAUUUAAGGACUAAUACUAUAAUAGGAAAUUAAAAAAAAAAAUCAGUGUAUGCGAUGUGUAACUGCAUAUUUCCAUCAAUAUACAAAGGCAUUAUUUUCCAGUGUUUCUAUCCCAGACACUGAAGUUUAUAUGCUCUAUGUAUACUGGGAAAACGUUAUUGGAAGUAUUAUAAUGAAUUUUUACCCUUUGUUGCUGUAUUUGCCUUAGUUUUUACAGCAAUUUAAACCAUUCUCCUUGUCAAAUCUGUCGAAUCAAAACCCUUUCUGUGUUGUGGGAUAAAACAUAUUUUGUAAUCAGACACGGUUAUAAUGCAUGGGAUUUUCAUGGAGUUCUAGGAAUAUAACAUUUAUAUUUCACUUGCACUUGCUUAUUUAGUUCAUAGUGAACCAUAUAUUGACUGCUAUAGAUAUUUGUAGCAUUAUAGUGUUACAGACUGUCAGAUAGGUGUUCCUAUCUAUUGCCUACUGUCGUCUAUCGUCUCUGUCAAAAUUGUAAAGAUUACUGGCUUGUUACUGUGUGGAAAACAACAAGAACACACAAUUAUAAGAACACAUGUUAUCAAUCUGUGCAUUUUACAUGAGAAUGCAAGCAAUGUAACAUUUGCAAGCCAGUUAGCUCUGAUUUCUUAGGGUGCUACAAGUUUAGCUUAUAGUUAGUCAUUUCAUUUCUACAGAUGUAAUUACAGAAUAUAAGUUCACUUCUGAGUACAGAGUAUGUUGUAAGUUGCUUAAAAAGGCAACGGAACUGAAAAAAAAAUUCUCAAAUCUCAUCUUCCGGUAUAAAUCUGAUAAGUGAAUAAAUUUCUGGUAGGCAUCUCAGUAAAUUAAGUUGAUGCUUGUUUCAGGCUCAUGUCUUGAUCUAUUUGUGUAAUUGUACAUAAACGAGUAAGACUUGAAGUGAACAGGAGAUAUCAGGACUGUUUUUAGGAGUGGUUUAAUCAGAUCUCAAAACCAGCAUUUCUCUCUGUAUGAUAUACCGCUGUUUUUUUCGACUUGCCUGGUGAUGAAAUUAUUUAAAUGUUAUUUUUUGUAAGUUUGCAUUUUGUGCUCAAUAUCUUGUUUAUUUGUGAUCUUAUGUAGAGUCUGUAAUAGACAAUUACAUGGCCUCUUAUUCCAUAGUUAAUUUUGCCAGACAAUACCAACUUUUACUAGCUUCAUUUAGUUGUUAAUUGAAGUCUGUACAGCUCAUAGAAAACAUGUUACUGGCUGUUGCUAUGCUUACUAGUUAUAACAUAGCGAAAAGUCAUAGAUUAUAAGUAGCUUGAUUAUUUAAGCAGGAAAGAGUGUGCUUCAUAUGAAAGUGUAAUUGAAGCAAUUUUGGAGAUAAAUGUGCUAUUUUUGCAUCAUUGAGGGCCUUUAAGCAUUCUAUACACAAGGCUUAACAUCUUGGGAAAACCUGUUCUGAACAGCAUGUUACUGCUGACACAUUGUUUUGGAUUAUCUAAAAUUUGAGAUUUUAAGAAAAAUUGAAUGCAUGAUGGUAGUGAAUCCGACUGCUUUAUUUCAAAGUAUAAACAGGUCGCAUACAUGUAGUCAGAUCAUUUUAUUUCUUCCCUUUUUUUGUAGGACUAACAGCUUCAAACUUUUUCUUAUCAUUUUUGAAAUCAAAAACAUUUAUGGCUUAUUAGUGAGAUUAAUACGAGGAUUUGUCAGCGAUACUGACUAUGGGUAACACAGUGUGUGCAUGUGGCUGUGUUUAAGCCAAUGGAAAUGACUACUUACAUGGAUUUUAAUAACACAAGCUUAUUUAUAAUUAGGGUUUAACAUAUGACCUGCAUAUUGCAAAGAUAGAGUGUAAUUACCUGUGUGUUCACUAUUUAGAGUUAGUGGGGCUGUCUUGAUAAUUUCUAAUUGUGACACAUACAGAAGGUUGUAAACAUAUUCAAACUGAGAAGAGAAUUCAUCAAGCGCACUGUAUUUAUGUUUCUUUUUGAGCGACUAAUUGCUGCUGGUAGUGUUUGUUGUAUAGGCAUGCAUGUUACAGUUUUGUUUCAGUUAUUUUGAGGAAAUCCUUGAGAAAGGGGUGGACAAACUGUAAAUAAACUGUCAUAAAUGCAAUAAAAAUGAAAAAAAAUACAAAACCAAAAAAAAAAGGAGAAAAUUAAAAAUUUAAAAAAGAGAAGUGUGUUACCAUAAUACAUGUAUAUGGUAUCAUAGUGUUUUGUAUAUUAGUUGUUAAAUAUUUAAUUUUUUACUUUUCCUUUAAGUGUCGCUAUUAAAGUGCAUUUUCUAUAGCAUUUUAUUUCCAUUAAAUUUUGUCUUUUAUUGUUUAAUCAGCAGAAUUCUUUUAUAAAGUGAAAGAAACCAGAGCUUGUUAUAGUUGGCUAAAUUUGUUAGCAGAGACAGGUUUAGUUCAGUUGGUAAAACGAGCAACUUUAAAUGAUUCUUGUUUUAAGGCAUAUUCUUCCUCUACAGGCAUUUAGGUGGUAUGUGCUCUAUUGUAUAUUUUGUACAAAUCUCUUUUUGUUUUUGUGAUCAGUCAGAUUUAUGUACAGUACAGACAAUUUUGCUAAUUAUAUAAAAUAGUGGGCUUCACCUAACAGACUGUGUUACAAAGAAGUGCAGAAUGACUGCAAAUUCAGAUUACAUUAUCCAUCAGGCACACAUAAAUUCAUUCCUUCCUUCAUAAGAUAGUUCAAUGAAAUCUAUAAAAUGAUCCUUCACAAGGGUAGAAUGCAACCUAGCAAGUCAACUCCAGUUGCUCCAUUCUGUUUGUUAGAAGUAAUGAAAUGUGGAACACCACUUGCACCCUCAAGGACAGUCUUUAGUGGAAUGUUAUCAUACAUAAACAUGAUCCAAAAGGACCAGAAAAAUUAAAAAUAGUUUAAAGUGCAGUGCAGAUUUUUGCACUUAGAGACUGCAGUGGUGAAGGUUAGUAAGGUCUAUACGAAAUCCUUUUAAGUCAAGUAAGCUUUCAGAUAUUGUACAGGAUUUGCUUGAGGACGAAAAAAGUUGCCUUCGUGAUUUUUGAUGAUGUUCCUAUAACCUUUGUAUCACCUUUUCUUUACAACAAACCUAUUUUACAGAGCAAACCUAUUUUACCUCUGUACUAUUUUUUACUUCAGGUUUUAGAUUUGAUGUGUGGAGGAUACGAAAAUAGAUUAAAUGUUUGUAUCUUACUAAAAAAAGGCUGAAAAGAAACUGCUGUGACUUACCUUUUACUUUUUUACCCUUCGCUCUUGUAUUUUUCUUAUGUAAAACUUUCAACAGCUUUACCAGAUUGUAUAGUGAUCUUUGGUAGAUUCAUAUAUAAGCUAAUAAAUGCUAAGUAUCAAGUCUUCUUGUUACUGCUUAGUUAUUAAAUCUGAGAAUAAUGCAUGAAAAUAUAAAAAUGCAACUCUGGUCUGCAAAUAUUCCAUGUUGACUAUUACAAGUUUUGCUGUUGUUAAUGUUACAAGUAGAUUGGCAUGUAUUGUAUUGUAUACAGCUCCACUGUCACUAGAUUCUGUGUAAUAUGUUAAGCACCAUUGUACUUCGGACUGUACAUUCUUGUUAUUUGAAAAUUGGAAAUUGUUACAAAAACAUAGUAUUGUGAUACAAAUUUAGCUCAAGUUCUGCUAUUUGUGAUUAGCAUCUAAAUGCGGGGAAAAAAGUGGAAGUAAAUGUCUACGUCCAACCAAGAAUUUGUUAUUUAGAUAAUUGUAUACCUAAAUUGGUAUUUAUACUGGCAUAAUGUUAUGUAUUACACCCUUACUACAUGACAACCUAGUGUAUCUCACAAGAUCUCUUAUACAGUUAGUAAAAGUGUAGAACUUGAUGUUUUCGCCUGUAGGCUAUACUCUAUAGAGAAUUGUAAUCAGUUUUAGUAUUUCUGUAUACCCAGAUAGUAUUAACCCUUAUCAUGCUGGACACGAUUGAUUCUGCCUUUGCGACCAGUGUAGAUCCUGAUUAGCCUGCACAUCUGUGCAGUCUGAUCAAGAUCUGCACUGUUUGCCAUUCAGUCAGUAUCUUUUCGGCAAGCAUCCCUUUUAACAAUUAAUGUUACUGUCCAAAUUGAAAGAUGGACAAGUUCAUUAUAGAAAUUUAGAAGGGUAAGGGUUAACACUGUUCAGCAUAGAUGAAUGACAGACUUACAUAUACAGGUAUAAUAUGCAUGAUAUUGUUGAGUUUUGUUGUUAAAGAUUUUGUUAUAAUUUGUAAAUAGUGCCGUGAUCUGGUUAAAAACCACUUGUUAAGAAUUAGUAUCAGAUAUAUUACUUACAGAAUUUAGUCUCUAAUUCCUCUCCAGUCAUCUCUCAUGUCUGUUCUUUUUUGCAACUAAUGGGUAAAUGUGAAUAGAUGAAGAUAAUGAGUAUAACAAGUGAAUUUUCUGAGCAGUUUUCUGUUGGUUAUUGAAUACACUCUAGUAUAGGUUUGUUUUAGACGUAUACUGUAAGUCCAUUUUGAUAACUUAAAGGAAAUGUCGAAGAUUAUUGAAACUUUGUUUUAAUCCGUAUUUUAUAAGUGAAACACAGCAGCUUAUUGUCAGACCGGUUUGUGAGUUGUCUGUUCUUGAAAUCCACAAAAGCAGUUUUCACAAGGCUUUUUUUGCAAUAGUGAUUUUGGGACUUCAUGUAACAAACUCGUACAUAGUAAAUUGUUUAAUGAAUUUCAGUGUAUUUUUUUAAACUUUCAAAAUAGACAUUUACAAUAUGAAUAAUAUAGCAUAACUUUUUUCAAACUUUUGCCGCUUGUUUAACACUUGCUUACAACAAAACGACGUGUGAAUUAUCUCAGUUUUACUUGUCCUCACAGAGUAUUUCUGUUUAUCCUGUAUUGUUAAAACUCGGUGUCUUCAUUAUGCAAUCAUUUGGUACGAGGGGUGUAACCUUGUAUAUAUUUACAUCAUAACAUGAUCAUUUCUCAUCACUGCAUUUUUUUUUCACAAGAUUUUUGCUUUUUAAUUACAGAUCAUAUCAUUUUGUAUAUUUGCAUAAUUUCUGUAAUAAUGUUUUAAUUGACAACUCUGAUAUACUGUAUCACUUGGUUCAAACUUGUCCGUGCAAUUAUCUUGUACCGUGUAUCGUGCUUAACUGGCUUUGCUUAUAGCAGUCAUAUUUAUGCAGUCUUUCGUGCUGUUAAUAAGAGAAAUUGCAGAUUUUAUUUAUUAAAGAGAUAAACCUAAUUUAAGCACUUGAUGAUAAACAGUGUUGUUUUUUGUGUUUAGUAGUUUUCUAUAAGGUGCUUGUGUGAUGAGAAUAUGUGUCUGAACAGAAUUAUUGUAUCUUUCUUUGUUAUCAUUUGAUUUCCAAUGUGUUCUUUCUCAGUUUGCUUUGCAAUUUUGAUAUAUAAUGUGUCAGUUUUACCAUGUUGGGCUUUUAUUAAUCUGUUAAUCCCUCUUUGGUAAUUAUUUUAUUGUAAUUGUUUUAUUGUUCCUGCAAGAGCUCAGAUUUACAUACAAAUUUGUCUCAAGUAAUCAAGAAAUUUGAUGUUAAUAGUAUGUACUUCACCAGUUGCUGGUCUUUUAUGCAUUUUUUAGUGGAAGUCCUAAUAUUCCUCCUUGCCUAAGCAAAGACAAGUGUAUAUAAUUAUAAUGCUUAGUUUGCAGACCAGUCACAAACCUCAGCAUCUGAUUGGUUAUAUAAACCUCAGCAUCUGAUUGGUUAUUUUGAAUUACAAUUUUCAAAUUGACCAAUGGCAAUUUUGAAUUCUGAGACUGGUAUGUAAACUCAGUUGUAGAAUUCUUGAGCCAGAAAUAUUUGUCUUUAAAAUAUUAUAUAGAAUAAAGUUACCAUAUUUGUAUGUAAAUGAGAACUACUUUAUUUCUAAAUGAUUUCCAUGUGGUAAUGGAAGGUUCCGCCUUGUAAUUAAAUGUCAGAGGUAUAAAAUGAUAGAUAAUUGAAUACAGUGUAAAGAUAAUGCAUAUUUGUUUCCCCUAAUUGAUUUUUGCUUCAUGUGUAGGAUUAGGUCAUUAAAUUCUCAAAAAAUCA
Molecule: messenger RNA, 10543 nt
Organism: Mercenaria mercenaria
Lineage: Eukaryota; Metazoa; Mollusca; Bivalvia; Venerida; Veneridae
Product: la-related protein 1B-like
Exons: 19
Coding region: 481-4092 (1203 amino acids)
Biological process (GO): RNA processing; mRNA stabilization; positive regulation of translation
Cellular component (GO): cytoplasmic stress granule; cytosol; nucleus
Molecular function (GO): RNA cap binding
Source: RefSeq, a predicted model, not a curated record